This is a messenger RNA of Toxotes jaculatrix (banded archerfish), 4598 nucleotides long. RefSeq names its product X-ray repair complementing defective repair in Chinese hamster cells 1 (gene xrcc1). Gene Ontology annotation, molecular function: damaged DNA binding. The transcript is spliced from 17 exons. Gene Ontology annotation, cellular component: nucleus. The record is from RefSeq and is a predicted model, not a curated record. Gene Ontology annotation, biological process: base-excision repair; single strand break repair; double-strand break repair via nonhomologous end joining. NCBI's taxonomy places the organism in Eukaryota, Metazoa, Chordata, Actinopteri, Toxotidae. The coding region runs from base 431 to 2305 and encodes 624 amino acids.
CUUUUGGUGGGAAAAUGAGAUCGCAUUCGUGCACGUUUAUCUUUAAAUUUAAAGUAUUAAAAUGUAUUUUCUCUUGUUUACUGUAAUGCCAAAGUAAGCGGCUAUGUGCCAAGUACAUAACAGUUUGAACGAGUCCUCCACAACAGCACAUUGGGUGUGUUAAAAUCACCAAGCUAAUCGGUAAAACUUCACUGUGCCUAUUGUUUGCUAGCGUGCUAACACGUUAGCCAGCGGUCUGUCGCUGAAUAGAAACAAACUGUUUUUGUUACUUUUCGGGGCUAAAGUCGCUCCCAUUGGGAGGACGCUGUGUGUGUAUGUUUUGCUAACCAGCCGCGAUUACGUUCAGGGGCGAGGCAAGCGCCCUGUUGGUUCAUUCGCAUUCAUACUUGAUGGUUACUCACUGCUGAACCUGUGAGGAAUCAACAGCAGCAUGCCAGAAAUCAAGAUCAAGCACGUCGUGUCUUGCAGCACUGAAGAUACUACUCAUAAGGCAGACAACCUGCUGAGCUCUGACACCUACCGAAAGUGGAAAGCAGCGAGACCUGGGGAGAAGCAGACAUCAGUUAUUCUGCAGUUCGAGAAGGAGGAGCAGGUGCACAGCAUCGAUAUUGGAAAUGAAGGUUCAGCUUUCAUCGAGGUGUUGGUUGGAAAUUCCUCAGCUGUCAGAGAUCAGGACUAUGAGGUUCUUCUGGUUACAUCUUCCUUCAUGUCCCCAACGGAGAGCCGCAAUGGCACCAACAUGAACCGGGUGCGUUUCUUUGGGCCUAACCAGUUGCAGAAGAGCACAGCACAGGAGAAGUGGGACAGAGUGAAAAUUGUGUGUAGCCAGCCAUACAGCAAGAACAUAGCGUAUGGACUGGCCUUUGUUAAGUUACAUUCACCACCUGACAAAAAUGAUCCUCCUCCAACAACUUCCCCAAAACUGACAAAGCUGGGUCAGUUCAGAGUGAAGGAUGAGUCUCCCUCAUCUGGGCCCAGCCUUCAGCCUGGCAGUCUCUUCUUCAGUCGGGACAAUGCAACAAAAUCCAGUACUUCACUCAAAGUGUCUCCUCAGAGUGAGAAGUUGAGUUACGCAGCUGCUGCCCUGCAGGCUGGUGGCACCCCCCACUCGUCAGGCCAAGCUUCCUCCUCCAUCUCUGCCUCACCACAGCCACCGGCAAAAAGAAAAUUUGAGUUCAGCAAAGAGCGGCAGUCUGGCCCUCCUCCCUCAAAGAAAAUAAGCCCAGCUGUCUCUCCCGAGGGCAAAGCUGCGACCCCCAAACACAAGCAGAGCCCAGCCAGCACGCCCAGCCCCAGUGCUGCGAAAGCUUCCGUGGCACAGAAGUCCACUGAUAAGAAGAGAGAGAGUCAGUCCAAAUCCGAACCUAAACCCAAACAACAGAAAACGAAAUCCGAGGGCUCGCAGCAGGUCCCAUUCAACCGCAUCAUGGAGGGGGUGGUUUUUGUCCUGAGUGGCUUCCAAAAUCCAUUCAGAGGAGAGCUGAGGGAAAAGGCUCUGGAUAUGGGAGCCAAGUACCGGCCUGAUUGGACGCCUGACUCCACACACCUUAUCUGUGCCUUCGCUAACACCCCCAAGUACAGCCAGGUGAAAUCAGCAGGUGGCAUCAUCGUACGGAAGGAAUGGGUGAUGGACUGCCAUAAGAGGAAACAGAAGAUCUCCUACAAACGGUAUUUGAUGGAUGGAGCAGAGUCGAGCUCAGAGAGCGAAAUGGAAGUGGAUGACCAGAGCGAAGAGGAAACGAACACAAAGACUCCACAGAGGCAGGAGAGACAAGUCACCCACAGAAAGACACCAGAAAAGAGGAACAAAGAUGAUGAUGAAUAUGCUGGCUCUACUGAUAUGGAUGAACCAGGAGGUGAUGAUGAUGAAUCUGCCGUGGACACAGAGGAUGAGCUGCAGAGAGUGAAGGAGAACAGACAAAAGAAAGCGGAGGUGAAGGUGGUGAAAGAGGAAGAUCCAUACGGGGGAUCAACAGAUGAAAACACAGACGCUGAGGCUGAAGAGGAUCAUCCCAUCCCUGAGCUACCAGACUUCCUGAGAGGAAAGCACUUUUUCCUUUAUGGUAAAUUCCCUAACAAUGAGAGACGCCUACUGUUGCGAUACAUCGUCGCCUUUAACGGAGUGAUUGAGGACUACAUGACAGAGAAGGUGCAGUUCGUGGUGACCAGCGAGGGCUGGCAUGACUCUUUUGAAGACGCCCUGAUGGAGAACAGCAAUCUGAACUUUGUCAAACCCGCGUGGAUUUACGCAAUCAACGAACGACAGAAGAUGCUGCCCUAUCAACCCUACUCUGUUGUCCCCUGAACAAUACACUGCAUGUACACACAACAAAGGUGUGUGCAGACACACACUUAGGCUUCAUAUCCUGAUAAAGAAGCAGUGGGGAAAGCCAUAGACAUUUUUUUUAUUUUCCUUUUUCAGAUUCACCGCUCGAGCAAUAAACCAAUUCCAGUUCAUUGAUGACUUUUUGCUUGCUAGUCAGGAAAUGUCUUCAACCCUUGUUCAGUUUACAUAAAAGUAAAGUUUUCACCACAGGUGUUCUCACUUUUUGAUCAAGCUAUAUAAAAUAUCUAUGUAAGUGGUGUCUGCUGAGGUUAAUUAGUGUUAGGAUAAGAUUUAGCUUUAUUAGCUUUUUUUUUUAUUUGAAGCUUGUCAGUCCUGGCUUGGCCACAAACUAACACCAUCAUCAGUGUUCAUCGCAGUGUCUUUGGCUUUACGCAGGAAGCCCACACUCUCUGAUUCAGGACUUGUUUGAAUUUCUUGGUUCCUGUGCUGCAGUUUGCCGCUGCUCACCUCGGCUACCUCAGGCUCUGUCUGGAAAUGAGUUAUCACCCUGUCCUGACUGCCAGCAGCGCUGAUAAGACUCUGACUUGUGUAAGCGGGCAGACUAUUAUAAGACCAGCCCAAAGUCAGGUGAAAGGUGCCAGUUAUUCAAGGCUGCAACCACCAAAUGCAAAAAUGAGGGCAACUAAAUUCUGAAGAUGAAACUGAAGACUCUGGGACUGGGUUUGUUUUUCCUUUUUUUUAAUGUUAUGAAAUGCCAUGCGUGACAAAGUGAUGGAUUUCUAUGUGUUGUUAAAGUUUGAUAAUGCUGAAUUUGUGGUUUGGUUUUAUUCAUGUUAAAUAUUACAAGAGAUGAACUGACUCGACAGUUGUGAGGACAUAAAACGGACAUCAGUGUUUUGUGUAGCUUGAGAUUUCCGAAAUGCCUGUGGGCAUCAUGUGGGGCUUUGGUUUGCUCACUUUUCUAUAGCAGCUUGUUUAAGUCUCUAUCUUAAACUUUUUUUCUUAUAGUAAUUAAUUAUUUUGUCUAAAUAAUAAAAAAAAAAAAGAUUUUUAAUUAAAUGUAUUGCUGUCACUUUUAUUCAUCAAGCUGUUUUUGCACUUAGCUGCUCUCAUCCCUUCCUAUGCCUUCCUCUCUGUGUUUGCAGCUCAAGAGGCACUCUCUUCCUUUUCAUUCCUUCUCUCAUCUCCAGCCCUCUCUCCUCUCUCUAAUUUACUUCUCCUCCUGUUUUGCGCCCUGGAGCCACUGGGUCUUCUGCUCUUCAGUCAAGGGGAUUAGAAAGCUGGAAUGUGGAUGAGAGACAGGGAAGGAGGGGUGGUUAUAGGGAAGAGAGAGAGAGGCUUCAAGAAAGAUGAAAAGGGUUGGACUCUCAGCAAGGAUGCAUUUUUAAAGUAGCCAAGGAUCAGUCUGUUUUAUUCUACUUCUUGUGUAAGGUGAAUUCACACAUACAUACCACCAAGUGUGAGGCGUGUUGCCGUUUCCUGCAACUUCAUAUCAAGCACUGAUUUGCUUUUCGUAAAAGGGAGAGUGCAAGGUCAAAUCCUUUUACGUCUGGAAGCAGGAAAAUGUGCAGCAGCUAACGGCAUCAUCCUGAUACAAUGUCAUAUUUCAUUUAAAUGCCUAUCUGUUGUCAGGGUGGCAUGGAGGCUGGGCUGCUUUGAAACUGCCCCAUUUGACAGCUCGGCUUUGUUCACACAGCAGCGUUUCCACCUUAUUCUUGUCACCUUGAUCUCUUCCAGGCAGAUUUAUUUUUUGCUUUUAGCAUUUUUAUGUCUCCUGUGAAUCUUGGCAAUGACCUUGCCUGAUGAAAACCUUGAUAAGCUAGCCAAACCUUGUUUGGUUCUGUGGUUCCUCAUCCUCAUUAUCACAGAUGCACAUUAUUGUGUCUUCAGGUGAUAAAUGUUUUUUUUUUUUUUUCUGUAAUUAUUAUAAGAUUUCAUUUCUUUAUUCCUUGUAAUAGUUUUUGUGUUUUAUGUUUUCCCUCUUUCCAGCUUUGUGUUGUUCUUUCUACAGUGUUGAUAUGUAGAAAGCGUGUGCAAAAACAUUUUAUUUUCUGUCUGUAAUUAAUUUAGAUCACUUUUGUAAUGAUAUGUUUUCUCUUUGACCUUAAAGGAACACAUUAAAUCUACUUUAAUUCAGUGUUAUACGACAAUAAAACAUGAAAAUUUACAAGGUGGGUUCAGUAGUGUACACUAACGUUUUUCUUCAAACCAACCACCUCCUGUCGCUGAGGCCUGAGUGAGCUCUUCAUUCUACUGAGAUCACAUUUUCUCUAAGUUUCUGUGAUAUCCUUCAGUCAAAAAAAAAAGCCAA